CUUUCACUUCAUGAAAGCUGUCUUCGGUCUGUUCCACUGUCAUCUACAAACAUGGAGCUGGAGCUGGCCCUUCUUACCCUCACGGUUUUACUCUCAACUGAUGCUCAGUUUAUACACAACUAUUUCUACAUAACUGGAUGUUCUGGCACAGAAGAAGAAAGUAUGCUUGGAUCUGACGGAGAGGAGAUGUGGCAUGCUGACUUUAUUCGAAAGAUGGGAGUAAAUACAUUACCUGAUUUUGCAGACCCCAUGAGCUUUCCAGGAUUUUAUGAAGCGAGCGUUGCACAACAAGAAGUUUGCAAACAAAACUUAGAUGUGUGCAUUAAAGCUUACAACAACCCACCAGAGGAAAUGGACCCGCCCGAGACCUCCAUCUAUCCGCAGAAUGAUGUCGAGCCGGGGGUUGAGAACACCCUCAUCUGUCACGUGACGGGGUUCUUCCCUCCGCCGGUCAACGUUUCCUGGACGAAGAACAACGUGAUGGUGACAGAAGGCGUGAGUCUGAGCCAGAGCCGGCCGAGGAACGAUGGACUCUUCCACGUGUUCUCCUCCCUGAAGAUCAUUCCUGAACACAGAGACAUUUACAGCUGUACGGUGAACCACAGAGCCCUCCAGCGGCCACAGACCAAGAUCUGGGGUGUCGGAAAGGCGUCUGCUGUCGCGCCCAGUGUGGGUCCAGUGCUGUUCUGUGGACUGGGAAUGACUCUGGCUCUGCUGGGAAUGGCCACUGGAAUCUGUUUCUGUAUUAAAGCAACUGCAACUGACCGUUCAGAUCUGGCAAAAAAAGAAAAAAAAGCAAUGCAGUGGAUCUACCAGUGAAGACGAUUCGAUACAGUGCAUGUGUGUGUGUGUGUCUCUUCAGAUGAUUGACUAACAUUAUGAUCUGGUUGAACCCUGAAAGUGUCUUUGCUUGCUCUUAUUUACGCUUAAAACUAAAAGUAUUUGGUUUGCUGUCCAUCAAAAGUAAUCUAAACAAAUCAUAAUCUUGAUAUUGAGGGACAGAAUGAUUAAAAUAAGACACUUUUGCUUCAUUCAUGUUAAAUGUACAGUAGUAGAAACAUUGUUGUACUUGAAACUAAGCAUUCAAAAUUAAAUGUUUAAAAGUGCAGUUGACACUAUUGGUAAAAUAUUUGUUAAAAUUAUUAUAAAACUUAAUCUAAAUGAGUUAUAUUUUGUGACAUAAAUUCCAAAUAAAGAUUGAGAUGUCUA
Pimephales promelas (fathead minnow) is the source of this 1209-nucleotide messenger RNA. Its product is annotated as RLA class II histocompatibility antigen, DP alpha-1 chain. Gene Ontology annotation, cellular component: MHC class II protein complex; membrane. NCBI's taxonomy places the organism in Eukaryota, Metazoa, Chordata, Actinopteri, Cypriniformes, Leuciscidae. Gene Ontology annotation, biological process: immune response; antigen processing and presentation. The record is from RefSeq and is a predicted model, not a curated record.